This is a messenger RNA of Heterobasidion irregulare TC 32-1, 1047 nucleotides long. RefSeq lists its product as uncharacterized. The record is from RefSeq and is a predicted model, not a curated record. The annotation marks the transcript as partial. The transcript has 5 exons. Lineage: Eukaryota; Fungi; Basidiomycota; Agaricomycetes; Russulales; Bondarzewiaceae.
UUUACACUACAGAAUGGGAAAGAUGCCAUCGCUCUAAAUGAUAAAUUCAAGACUCUCACUGCCAGUUCCUCUUGCAUGGAAGGGGAAGAUGCAUGUGUCACGGAGAAGUUUGCUCAAUGUGUCGGCGGUAAGUUUAUUCUCCAGGCUUGCGGAGCUGGCACCCAGUGUGCUGCCCUUCCCCUCGUAAACAGCCCCGGCACUUCUAUUACUUGUACGACUCAAGCCGAUUUGGACGCUCGCAUUGCUGCCACUGGCGCAACCGACGCUGGAAAUAACGACUCAGGCGCAUCCUCUGUUGCUACUGCUACUACCACCAAAGUUGCAACUACGACCUCAGCUCAUGCGAGUGCCACAAGCACCGCUGCCGGUGGCGGAAGCAAUGCUGGUGGAGGUUCCACUGGGAGCAGCAAUGGCAAUCCCCAGACAUCACUGACCCUACUGAACUCGGUUAUCGCCAAGGGGUUUAAGUCCGACGGUCAGGAAACACCAGCGGCAGGCCAGUCUGCUUCCUUGACAUCGACGAACAAUUUCAUCAAUUUUUGUGCGACUGUCAAAAAACCCAUCACAAACGGUCAACAGAUUAAGAAUGGAAGUUGCAAUCCGGCUCCGAUGGGCGUCAUUGCCGCGAGCACAAACAUGCCCUCCUCGAAGUUUAUCAACCCCAAGAAUACACAGACCAUCAAGGCCAACACCAACUUCACUAUACAGAUGGCUCUCAAUAAUCUACAGGCUGGGACGUUCGUAAAUGCACAAGCGAACUACUACUCUGCACCGCAGCAGGUGAAUGCGCGGGGUAAUAUCAUCGGACAUACACAUAUCGUCAUCCAGAAGCUUGUCUCGAUAGAUCAAACCACGCCUCUUGACCCCAGUGUGUUCGCUUUCUUCAAAGGUGUCAACUCCCCCCAGAAGAAUGGGGUCGUCUCCGCUGUUGUUGACAAUGGCCUGCCUGCCGGUGUCUAUCGUCUCGCUUCGAUUAACUCUGCUGCGAACCAUCAACCUGUCCUGGUUGCCAUUGCGCAGCAUGGUUCUUUGGACGAUAUGGUAUAU